GCGCAGCUAAGCGUUAACACAAUCUCUGAAGCGGAGCGUCGGCAUUCGCAAAAUAACAUUGUUACUUUACGGAUGUACAAAAGAAAAGCGCAACAUCAUGUUGACAAAGCUCGGUUUUGAAACACAAGCGAUUUGGAAUAAAUUCUUGGAUGCUACUGGUGAUGAUCCCGUUAGAGUAUGGGUUCUUAAUUCCACCAUACUUGUAUUUGUUACCUAUUGGAUAUAUGCGUCCAUAUUUGCGAUAGUCGAUUACACGCAACGGCCAAAAUGGUUUUUCAAGCAUAAAAUACAGCCGGAACAAAAUGUACCAUUGGAUAUGAAGAAAUUUUGGAAGGCCGUUAGACAAGUCCUUAUCAAUCAGCUGCUUGUGACGCCAAUUCUACUCUAUGUCUUUGCCAAAAGCUUUACCCACCAAUGGACCAAAGAGAGUAUACGUCAACUGCCUUCUCUGAAAACAUAUCUUUUGGAUAUAGCAAUAAUGGCCCUGCUGGAGGAGGUUAUGUUCUAUUAUGCCCAUCGUAUGUUACACCAUCGUUCCAUCUACAAAUACAUACACAAACAACAUCAUGAAUGGACAGCGCCAGUUGCGGCCAUAACCUUCUACUGCCAACCUUUGGAACAUCUCCUAAGCAACUUGGGACCCAUUGCCCUGUCGAGUGUACUCGUAAAUGCUCACAUAACAGUGGUCUGGACAUUUACCAUACUAGCAAUUGUAAACUCCAUGACUGAUCAUACAGGAUACUCAUUUCCAUGGCCUUUGUAUAAGUCAUCGGUGGUGUUCCACGACUAUCAUCAUGCUAAGUUUAAUUAUAAUUUUGGUGUCUUCGGUUGGUUGGAUAAAUUACAUGGAACCUAUAAGGAAAGUCCAAUGGGUUGGAAAGCCAGAUCCAAGAAGUUGGACAAGAAUAACAACGAUAAAAAUGUGAAAGUUACAAAGAAACAAAAGUGAAUAAAUAAAUGAAGAAGGAAGUAAA
Musca domestica (house fly) is the source of this 974-nucleotide messenger RNA. Its product is annotated as fatty acid hydroxylase domain-containing protein 2. Lineage: Eukaryota; Metazoa; Arthropoda; Insecta; Diptera; Muscidae. Gene Ontology annotation, biological process: sterol biosynthetic process. The record is from RefSeq and is a predicted model, not a curated record. The transcript has 4 exons. Bases 98 to 949 code for a protein of 283 amino acids. Gene Ontology annotation, molecular function: iron ion binding; C-4 methylsterol oxidase activity.